Molecule: messenger RNA, 546 nt
Organism: Thalassophryne amazonica
Lineage: Eukaryota; Metazoa; Chordata; Actinopteri; Batrachoidiformes; Batrachoididae
Gene: mrpl57
Product: mitochondrial ribosomal protein L57
Exons: 2
Coding region: 142-453 (103 amino acids)
Biological process (GO): mitochondrial translation
Cellular component (GO): mitochondrial ribosome
Molecular function (GO): structural constituent of ribosome
Source: RefSeq, a predicted model, not a curated record
CGUCGAAUGACUCGGAAGUACAAAGAAGUUUUUUUGUCACGCUUUCGUGGUUUGUUAUUAAAUUGUCAUAUUCUGGCCGUUUUAGACUGCUGGAAUUUGAACAGAGUUUAUUGAAGUAACAAGGCGAGACACGUUUUUGCCAUGUUCCUCACUCUGGCCCUACUGCGGAAAGGCAUUCCUGGCAAGCAGUGGAUUGGGAAGCAUCGGCGCCCCAGAGCAGUUACGUGGCAGAUGAAACGCAACAUGUUGAAACAUCUGGAGCGUGAGGCAGCGAAUGAAUACUGGCUAAGCCGUCCAUACAUGACGCCGGAGGAGGAAUUUGGCCACAACAGAGAGCGUAAAGAGCAGACAUGGCUCAAGAUCAAGGAGCAAUCAUUCAACAAAUUUCCCCCACACAAGUACGUGGCAGAUCAUCUGAGUCACCUCCGAAUCACCAAGAACUGGACAAGUUAAUGUGAGGAAUGAAGCAGCUCACUUUUUUUUUGACAUGCAGAAACGGUCUAUACAAUGUUCUGUAUCACUUAAUGUACUUGUGAGAUGUUUGUU